GGCGGGGCCUGCGUAGGAGAGGACGCCGGGGGCGGGGCGAGACCUACAACUGUAGCUGGGUGACCCUCCUCUGUCAGGCCGGGCGGCCACGCUCCGCCCCGAAAGGACCUCAGGUACACCAGCUGGAGGGCCUGGAGUCGGGAGCCCAGAGCAGCAAGAUGGAAUCUCCCAGUGAGCCCGAGCCCAAAGGCAUGUUUGAAUGCCAGUUGUGUGGCCUGACUGCGCCGUACAGCUACGUGGGGCAGAAACCUCCCCAUACCCGUACUGUCGUGCUCCUGGAGGAAUGCUAUGUGCUAAAGGACCCUUUCACCUCAGACAGAGACAAAUUCCUCAUCCUUGGUUCUCAGUGUAGUCUCUGUAGCAAGCUGGUGUGCGUGGGCCUGGAGUGCAGCUUAUUCUACUCGAAAAGAUUUUGCCUCCCCUGCGUUCAUGAGAAUCUCAGUGCUUUCCCUCUGGAGAUACGGCAGGAUGUGGAGAAGAGAUGCUCUCUGUCCAAAGUUACUUCCAGGAAGCUUGACUCGAGGACCUAAUGGUCAGGCCGUGGCUGCCCCUCGCUGUCAGGACACUUUUCUUCCGUUUUGUUCCUGUGAACAGAAGAGCCUCCAUCGGCCGUCAUUGUGGUCUCUAAAGGGGGCUAGAGGUGUCCGGGUGGCCAAGCCCCGAUUAGAGGGUGUCUUCAUAUUGCUGGUCACUGUUUCCAACCCCAGAAACCAGUGGGAAUUCUGGUUUCAGUUGUUGUGAAUAAGUCUAAUCCAGAGGCUUCUUUGCAGUAGGCCCCAGAGUUAGUCCCAAGCCACUAUGGGCCCAAAGGUGCUGCACAGUGCCACUGAGCGAGGCCCCUCUGAGCAGGACAGUCCUUGCCUUUGGCACCCAUCCAUGGUGGCUGAGAGAGAAGAAGGGAGAAACAGAUGAGAGCAACAAGAGACCCAGUCCUUUGGCCAGAGGCCCACCCCCUCUUCUUCCUCUGGCAGGGGAGGCAAGCACCAGCUUUCUCCGCCAGCCUUAGGCCCAGGCCUCCUGCAACCAUCCUCUUUUCCCUUCACACUCGUGAUGGAGGAUCUCCUUUGCCUCCCAACAGUGCUUGGGGAGAAGCUGUCCAGGGUGGUUGCCCCUCUUGGCACCACUUUCUAUGAAAUAUUGCGUGUUAUUCCCAUUUUCACAUAUUUGGCUUUUUCAGGCCCAGUAGCAGUCUAAGUCAGCAUCAUGCUAGGGAGGGCACACCAGAAAUGUACCAGAGACUCUCCACAGUCACCAUAUUCCAUCUUUUCCUCCUCCAGGCCGGGCCCAGGCCCAUUGACAGGGGCAAGGACAGGGGAAGGGCCCUGCCUUCCUGGCUUGGAUGACUUUUGGUUUACUGAGAGGUUCAUGCUGGGAUUGGAUGUGACCUAUUUUAAAAUGGCCCUGUUUUUAGAAGGAAAGAGUGGCAUGUUUUGCCUGAUGGGACUGGAUUUAAUUCUAGCAUCGUGUUGUUAUGCCAAGCCUUAUGCGUGCUGCCUGAGUUAAGAGACUUUGAGGAUUACAGGGGAAAGAGCUCCAGGUUUCAAUCCAGUCUCUGUCAGUAGGUACUGGUUACUGAGGGAAGCCUAGAGAACAAGAGGAGUCUCACUUCCCACAGAGCACCAGCUGCUGGGAUCCGGGGAAACAUUUCAUCCCAUCGAGUGAACAGAUCACGAAUAAGCCGCCAAUUGACUUUUAAAAAUAGUUUAUUCUUUUAAAAACCUUUUAAGGCAAACCGUACCUUGAAAUUAGCUUUUUACAUUCAUCAGUCUUACGGUGUGACAUCCCAAGAACACAGGUUCCUAUAAAGUCAAGCUAGAAAUCCUUAGUGGAUACUCUCAGUUCCGUCUCCUCUUAGUGAAUGUGUGCUCAUACAAGAGAUAACACAUUGGAAAUGGCUCUAGACCUGUUUCUACUGUGCCAAACAGGAGACAGCCAUGCUGCAUCGCUGGGAAUAGAAAAAGGCCAUCUCCCUUCCUCCCUCCUCCCUUCUGCAAGUGUCCGACGGCAGCUUGGCACUCAGGGCUUCCCUGUUCCUGAGGUCUUUGAACUUUUCAUUUCAGCCCUGUUCCAUCCCUGGCCUGCCGUCAUCCAAGAUCGUGAGAGACAUUCAUCUGCGUUAGUGGGGUUAUACACGGAAGCUUCCUCAGUAGCUGCUCCUUUUGAAUUAUCCCUGUUUAGUAGUGUUAUGAAUGAACAACCUUCACCAAACUUGGCGACAUUUUCAGGGCAGUAAAGGCACCUAAGAAGUUUUGAGAUAAAUGUAAGAGAUAAACCAAGAGACAAAAUACCUCACUCCGGAAAUUGGCAAUUUCUGUCCAGGUCCAGUGAGAUCCUCCCUCUUGGAGGUCCUGGCUUAGUGGAAGCGAAAAGAAACAUGGGCAUUUUUAUGAGUCAGCCGAAGAAAGGGCCAUGACACCAGGGGGCACACACUGCCUUUGGCAGCAUGGCAUGAUGAGCCAAGAACUUGAUGGAUCUCAGGAGUGUUGCCUGCAGUCACAAUUCUGUGGCCUUCCCUCUUAAUGACUGAGCGCAGAGAUGUAAGCUUCUACAGGGGACAGUUUUCUUUGGUAAGAAUACUUGAUAAUAAACAGCAGCAGCAGAGAGAGAGAGAGAGAGAGAAUUGGGUCACCUUUGUUAGGCAAACAGUAUUUAGUGAAAUGUUGGUCAGCUGAUUGAAAGAAAGAAUAGCCAGUUUGUGCAAACUGGCCAUUGGACAUGGCAGGUCUUGCCCUGGUUAGUUGGCCAAUAAGAAUCGACCAAGUGCCUACUAUGUCCAGGCACUUAAGUUAAUGCAACAGACUAAGAUGAAAUCAAUUUUGGGUGACUAAGUAGAAAUGAAAUGUUCCCUAAUAAAAGUCUUAUUUCCAACAUGUAGAAGGAGCUGACUCAAAUUUAGAAUUCCCAAUUGAUAGCGAAAAGGAUAUGAACAGGCAGUUCUCAAGGGAAGAAAAUAUGAGCUUUCACAGCCACGUGAAGAAAUGUUUCAGGUUACUAAUGAUUAAAGGUUCUUCCUCACAUCCAUGUGAUUGAGAAAGUUGACAAAAGAGCAAAAUGGCAAAUUUUGGAGAGGCUAUGGAAAAGCAGGUCCAAUGAUGCUCUGUUGGUGGAGAAUGGUCCAGCCAUUCUGGAAAGCAAUUUAGAACAGUGCCUAAAAAGUCAGUAUAGAUGCAUACUCUUUGGUCGAGCAGUAAUACCUUUACUUGGCUUAUACCUCAGAGAGAUCAAAGAAAGAAGAGUUAGAAACCAUCAAGUAGGGAGUACCUGAACUAAUUAUGGCUUAUGAAUGCAAUGUCUUGUGUGUCAAGAAAUAAAAAAAGAUGUUUCCAGAGAAACCUGGGAAGACUCUUCUGAACUGACUUAGGGGCAAGAGAUCAGAACCAGAAUGCUGUGUACAGUAACAACAUUGUAAAGAUAAGCAACUUUGAAAGACUUAGGAUCUUGGGUCAAUGAAAUGGCCAACCACGAUUCCAAAGGACCAAGGUUAGUACAUGCUGCCUACCUCCUGGUAGAUUGGGGAUGGAAUCUCUGCACAAUGAGACAAACAUCUGUGGACCUGACCAAUGUGGGGAUAUGUUUUGCUUGACUGCAUAUUUGUUACAAGAGUUUUGUUCUUCCUUUCUUUUCCCCAUUGGGGGAGAAAGGGAGGUGAAGAUAGAAAAUAAAUGCCCGUUAAUUGGAAAAAAAGAUUUAAUUAAAAAAGAAAUGCCAUAGCUUUUAAAUCAAAAUGACCAGAACUUUGCGUUGUUCCACCUACUUUGUAUUUCUAAUCUGCCAGAAAACCACACACCUUAUUGACAUUGUAAGAAUUCACAGAAGACGCAGAUUUAAAAGCCUAUCAUGUACAUCACGGAUGUUACUUUGGUUGAUUAAAGUACCUUUGCAUCAUGGGAUUU
Molecule: messenger RNA, 3893 nt
Organism: Trichosurus vulpecula (common brushtail)
Lineage: Eukaryota; Metazoa; Chordata; Mammalia; Diprotodontia; Phalangeridae
Product: cysteine-rich DPF motif domain-containing protein 1-like
Exons: 4
Coding region: 159-530 (123 amino acids)
Source: RefSeq, a predicted model, not a curated record